Molecule: messenger RNA, 763 nt
Organism: Phalaenopsis equestris
Lineage: Eukaryota; Viridiplantae; Streptophyta; Magnoliopsida; Asparagales; Orchidaceae
Product: probable serine incorporator
Exons: 2
Cellular component (GO): membrane
Source: RefSeq, a predicted model, not a curated record
UUGCAGGUUAACGGUAGCCUACUUCCUGCUUCAGUAAUCUCGCUUUACUGCACCUACCUUUGCUACAACGGACUCUCGAGUGAGCCACGGGAUUAUGAGUGUAAUAAUCUUCACAAUCACUCAAAAGCUGUCUCUACAGGAAGCCUUGCCAUUGGCUUGCUCACCACCGUCCUCUCCGUCGUGUACUCUGCUGUCCGUGCCGGUUCUUCUACCACUCUUCUCUCCCCUCCGGCUUCUCCUCGUGCCGGUUCUGAUAAGCCGCUACUCUCCUUCGACAAGAUAGAGGAACAGGAUGGGAAGAAAGAAGAGUCGGUUCCGGUCUCGUACUCGUAUUCAUUUUUCCAUCUAAUCUUCUCUUUGGCGAGCAUGUACUCUGCAAUGCUCCUCACCGGUUGGUCGAGUUCCGUCGGCGAGACCGGGAAGCUGAUCGAUGUCGGAUGGCCAUCGGUGUGGGUGAGGAUCGUGACAGGUUGGGCUACAGCUGCACUCUUCAUCUGGUCUCUCAUCGCUCCCAUUCUCCUUCCAGAUAGGGAGUUCUGAUGGUUUCAACCUCAUCUCAUCUCAUCUCAUCUCAUCAAAACAUUAAUAAUCUGAUUGACAAACUGUAUUUACUUUAUGGAGAAUUUGUGAGGAGUUUGCUUAAAAUCUGAACUGAAGUUUUUGUUUGUUUGUUUGUUUGAUGUUUGGUGCUGCUAAUGAGUGAAUGCUAUGAUCUUCCCUUGAUGGCUUUGUUAUUUGAAAUGAAUAUUUUCUCUGCUAAAAA